This is a messenger RNA of Drosophila willistoni, 2539 nucleotides long. Its product is annotated as UNC93-like protein. Bases 285 to 1907 code for a protein of 540 amino acids. The transcript is spliced from 6 exons. Gene Ontology annotation, cellular component: plasma membrane; striated muscle dense body. NCBI's taxonomy places the organism in Eukaryota, Metazoa, Arthropoda, Insecta, Diptera, Drosophilidae. Gene Ontology annotation, biological process: regulation of potassium ion transport; regulation of muscle contraction. Gene Ontology annotation, molecular function: potassium channel regulator activity. The record is from RefSeq and is a predicted model, not a curated record.
AAGACGGAAGUGUAUUAAUUUUUUUUUUAUUUGUUGCUUUUGCGUGAAGCGGCUUAAACGACGCAUCCUGUUUGGGCCUUUCCACAGACUCUCACACACACACACACACACACGCUCAAAUAUAGGCACAAACAAGUGUUGUGAUCGCAGUGACUAAAUAACGGAUAUAUUUAGAAUUGAUUUUUGUUUUUCGUCUCACCGUCUCGCUGAUUGUAAUUGACGAUCGACUGGGCAGUGGUUUGAUUAAUUAACUAACCAAAGCCCCCAUCCCCCAGCCAGACAAAAUGACUGGUUUUACCAACGCCGGCUUCGAAAACGAUGAGCCAGUUAAGCCAAAAGCUGGUUUUGAGCCCGACACCGCCUCGCUGCGAGAGAAAGUUGUGUUGAAUCCGCGCGAGAAAUGGCGCAUCUUAAAGAAUAUCUCAAUCAUCUCAAUAGCGUUUAUGGUUCAGUUUACAGCAUUUCAGGGCACAGCGAAUCUGCAAUCGUCAAUUAAUUCAAAGGACGGCCUCGGCACAGUAUCGCUUAGUGCGAUAUAUGCCGCUUUGGUGGUAUCCUGCAUAUUUUUGCCCACACUGAUCAUCAGGAAAUUGACAGUGAAAUGGACUUUGGUAUGCAGUAUGUUGUGCUAUGCUCCAUACAUUGCAUUCCAGUUAUUCCCGCGAUUCUAUACAUUGGUGCCAGCUGGCAUCCUGGUGGGUAUGGGUGCCGCUCCCAUGUGGGCAUCGAAGGCCACCUAUUUGACUCAGGUGGGUCAAGUGUAUGCCAAGAUAACGGAACAGGCUGUUGAUGCCAUUAUUGUGAGAUUCUUUGGCUUCUUCUUCCUGGCCUGGCAAUCCGCUGAGCUCUGGGGCAAUCUCAUCUCCAGUUUGGUGCUAUCCAGUGGUCCCCAUGGCAGCAGCAGCAGCAGCGAUAACUCAACCGUCAGUGCGGAGGAUCUUGCCUUGUGUGGUGCACAUUUCUGUACCAGCACCGGCACUUCUGGUCACGGCAAUCUCGAACGUCCAUCGGAGGAUGAAAUCUUUGAAAUCUCCAUGAUCUAUUUGUCAUGCAUUGUUGCGGCCGUUUGCAUAAUUGCCUUCUUCCUCGACCCAUUGAAGCGAUAUGGUGAGAAGCGUAAGGGUUCCAAUUCGGCAGCCGAACUCUCAGGACUGCAGCUGCUCUCGGCCACCUUCCGUCAGAUGAAGAAACCGAAUCUACAACUCCUUAUCCCCAUCACGGUCUUCAUUGGUAUGGAGCAGGCGUUCAUUGGUGCCGACUUCACUCAGGCCUAUGUGGCAUGUGCUUUGGGUGUCAAUAAAAUUGGCUUCGUCAUGAUCUGUUUCGGUGUGGUAAAUGCCCUCUGUUCGAUUCUCUUCGGUUCGGUCAUGAAGUACAUUGGCCGCACACCCAUCAUUGUCCUUGGCGCUGUGGUACAUUUCACCCUCAUUUCGGUGAUGCUCUUCUGGCGUCCCAAUCCCGAUAAUCCCAUCAUAUUCUAUGCCAUGUCCGGCCUCUGGGGUGUGGGCGAUGCCGUCUGGCAGACACAGAUCAAUGGUCUCUAUGGCCUGCUCUUCCGUCGCAACAAGGAGGCGGCGUUCUCCAACUAUCGUCUCUGGGAAUCGGCUGGUUUUGUCAUUGCCUAUGCCUAUGCCACGACGUUGUGCACAAGAAUGAAGCUUUACAUCCUGUUGGCCGUCUUGACGCUCGGCUGCAUUGGCUAUGUCAUUGUGGAGAUUCUCUACAGAAAGAAGCAACGCAAGGUCAAGAAGCAAGAGAAACUGGAGGCAGCUGAAAAGGAGAAGGAGGCCGCUGCGGCUGCUGCUGCAGCUGCAGCUGCUGCUGAGGCCAAUGCCGCUGAUGGCGUUGAGGAGACCGAUGAUGAGCUCGAUGAUCUCGAAGAAGAUAUUGUAGUAACGCGCCUCUAAUAGCUCUACACACAUAUACAAACACACACAGACACACACACAUUUCUAUUCUCAGAUUCUCUAUCUAUCCAUUAUAUGUUUUGUUAAUUGUUGCAUGUUCUCCUUUUUUUUUUCUUUUUAUUUUAUUUUAUUAUAAUAAUAUAUUUUUUUUUUGUGAAAAAGAAAAAACAAAUGGAAAAAAAUGUUGCAUAGCCACAGGCGUUGUCUAUAUUUAGGCACUUUAGUACAUUCCCCUUGCUCCCGACCCACCACAACAAACACACACACACACAAAAUCUAUAACAUUUUGGCACAUUUCUGAAUAUACUUCGUGUGACCAACAAGGAUACCACGAAUGAACAUAAGGGAGCAGGAAAGAAGAAGAAGAAAGACAGAGAGAGAUAAAAAGAAAGAGAUCGAUCUAUAUAUUGAAAGAAAAGAAAAUAUGGUUUUCAAACGAAAGAAAAGACAAUUUGUAGCUUUAUAUAGUGAAAAGUGCAAUUGUUGAUGUGUGUGUUUGCCUAGUUGUAUAUCACCCACACCAACACACACACACACACACCAACACACACCAACACACACCAACACACACACGCACACGUAUUCGUAUGAGUGUCAAAAUAAUGCCUAAUAAAUUGUUAUUUUAUUUUAAA